AUGGCUAAAAUGCCUACCCGUCAAUUAGGAAAAAAUGGUCCUCAAGUUUCAGCAAUUGGCUGUGGAGCAAUUGUUUUUUCAGUAGGUUCUGGAACUACCGAAGUGGAGGAAAAGCGAUUUAAAUUAUAUGAUCGUGCAAUUGAACUUGGCUGUACUUUUUUUGAUAGUGGCGAUGUUUAUGGUGAUAGUGAAGAUUCAUUGGGAAAAUAUUUUGAGAAAUAUCCGUAUCAACGUGAAAAGGUUAGUAAAAUAAUUCUAACAGAAAAUCUUUGUUUUACUGAAGUAUUUCUUGCCACAAAAUUUGCACUUGUAAUGUCUCCUGAAUUGAAAACUUACACAGUUCGUGGUGAUGCUCAAUAUGUUCAUGCUGCAUGCGAAAAAAGUUUGAAACGUCUUGGUCUUAAUUCAAUUGAUCUAUAUUAUGCACAUUGUAUCGAUAAAACAGUACCUAUUGAAGAAACUGUCGGUGCUAUGAAAGAACUUGUUAAUGUUGGUAAAGUUAAAUAUCUUGGUCUAUCUAAUUGUUCAAGUGAUACACUUCGACGAGCACAUGCUGUCCAUCCAAUUGCAUGUGUGCAAAUCGAAUAUUCACCAUUUAGUCUCGAUAUUGAACGAGAAGAUAUUGGUCUUUUGAAAACAUGUCGAGAAUUUGGUGUGACUAUUGUUUGUUAUUCACCUUUAAGUCGAGGAAUUCUUGGAGGAAAAAUAAAGAGCUUGGAUAAUAUUCCAUCAAAUGAUUUUCGAAGACGUUUUCCACGUUUUAAUGAAGAGAACUUAUCAAAAAAUCUCCAAUUAACUGAAAUAUUAGCAGCAUUAGGUAGAAAGAAAGGUUGCACUCCAAGUCAAUUGACAUUAGCAUGGAUACUUGCACAAGGUGAUGAUUUUAUUCCAAUACCAAGUACAACGAAAAUAGAAAAUCUAGAAGAAAACCUUGCUGCAGCUCAAAUCAAACUCACAAAAGAAGAAAUACAAGAAAUUCGUCAAGUUUGUGAAAAUGCCGAAAUAGCUGGUGAAUCUUGUCCGAAAAAUAUGUCUGGCUUUUUAUUUGCUGAUUCGGCUCCAAAAUUAACCGAACUAUUAUCCGAUCCGAAAUAA
Molecule: messenger RNA, 1095 nt
Organism: Rotaria sp. Silwood2
Lineage: Eukaryota; Metazoa; Rotifera; Eurotatoria; Philodinida; Philodinidae
Source: the annotation of a GenBank genome assembly